Girardinichthys multiradiatus is the source of this 3658-nucleotide messenger RNA. RefSeq names its product lysocardiolipin acyltransferase 1 (gene lclat1). Gene Ontology annotation, molecular function: acyltransferase activity. Gene Ontology annotation, cellular component: endomembrane system. Lineage: Eukaryota; Metazoa; Chordata; Actinopteri; Cyprinodontiformes; Goodeidae. Bases 352 to 1497 code for a protein of 381 amino acids. The record is from RefSeq and is a predicted model, not a curated record. The transcript has 6 exons.
GCGCCCCCUGUUGAUGGCUGACUGUCGGGACAGGCGAGAGGUAACAAGUUGAGAGGUCGUCGUCAAUUGAUUAAGACUGCAGGAAAUUCGCUGAAUUUUUCUCCACUCCCAGAGGCUCUGAUGCUGCCUCGGCUCGGCGGUAUGAACAGGGGAUACAUAAGGAAACCUGACCGGCUGCGAAGCUGCGUGCAGUAACGCUACUCUGGAUGAGAUUUUUAAGCUAGCUGCUGUUAGCGUCCUGCUAGCUUCUACUAUGUCGCAAGUAAGUUCUUGCAGCUAAUUUGGAUCUGAUUCUGACGUGACUGGCACAACUGAAUUUAAACAGCAGCUGCGUAGGAUAAAACGCGAAAGAUGGCUGUGUCUGUGCGGGGCCUCUACUUCAUUAUUACACUAUUUUUAGGUAGUUUUUUUGGAAGUAUCGUCAUGCUGGGUCCAGUUCUGCCGCUCAUGCUGUUAUCUCCCGCUUGGUACCGGUGGAUUACAGAUCGAAUCGUUGCGACCUGGCUCACCCUGCCUGUGUCUUUGCUAGAGCUGGUGUUUGGGGUCAAGGUGGUGAUCACAGGGGAUGGCUUCAUUCCUGGGGAGCGAAGUGUGAUUAUCAUGAAUCACCGCACCCGUCUAGACUGGAUGUUUCUUUGGUGUUGUCUGCUCAGGUACAGCUACCUUCGCUUGGAAAAGAUCUGCCUCAAGGCUGCUCUCAAGGCCGUGCCCGGCUUCGGUUGGGCAAUGCAGGUGGCCUGUUUUGUUUUCAUCCAGCGUCGCUGGGAGAUGGACAAGAAACAUUUGGAAAACAUGCUGGACUACUUCUGUGACAUCAGAGAGCCUCUGCAGCUGCUGUUGUUCCCCGAGGGGACAGACCUCACAGAGAAUACAAGAGCAAAGAGUGAUGAAUUUGCAGUGCAGAACAACCUUCCCAAGAUGGAAUAUGUGCUUCAUCCCCGCACCACCGGGUUCACCUUCAUCGUGGACAGACUAAGAAAAGGAGAAAACCUGGAUGCCGUCCAUGAUAUAACAGUGGCAUACCCCAAGAACAUCCCUCAGACAGAACGUCACCUCAUUUUGGGACAAUUCCCUCGCGAGAUCCACUUUCAUGUCCGUCGCUAUCCAGUGUCUUCACUCCCCUCCUCGUCUUCAGAGUUGGAGUCUUGGUGUCGAGAGCGCUGGGCUGAAAAGGAGAUCCGUCUGCGGGACUUCUACUCAGGCCAGCCCCGGGCCUUCGACAGGGACGGCAUUACACGAGUGCCUCCUUGUAAGUCAGAGUUGCGAGUGGCUCUGAUCAAAGCUGCCUCACUGCUGUACUGGAGCAGCUUUAUCGCUUUCUGUUUCACAGGCCUGUGGCUCUGGUCUUCGUUCAGGUUCUAUGUCCUGGUUGUGGCUUUAGUGUACACAGUCCAGCAGAAGCUGGCUGGAGGGCUGGAGCUGCUGGAGUUGGCUUGCCAUGGAUAUUGGAAGUCCAUGUGUGAGCAGGAAAAAGUGUCAGACAGAAAGAUGCAGUAGGGAGGAAGGACUGUUUUAAUUAGCAAAACAGGUUUUCAACAGUAACCAGCAAUGGGGUUGAAAGUACAUCAUUAGUGUUGACCUGAUCUGAAUCCCCUUUGGGAACAGAAGCGUUUCUGCCUCAGAGAGUAACAAGUGCAUCUUUAGACUGCAUAUCUGGCUUCAGUGGGGAGACUUCCUUUGUGGCAAAAAAUAAAAAGAGGAAUGUUGGGUAUAUUUAUCCUUGCUGGGUUCAAGGAAUUCAUCACAUGUGAUGUUCCACUUGACCUCUGUGCAGUCAGGGUACAAGAAGAAAGUUCACCCUCUGUUAGUUCUAGACCUCUAAAUGAUUUGAUCUAUUAUAAUCUAUCUUCAGGAGUGGAACGUCUUUGUUGUCUUUAUGACAAACAUGACAACUUAAAUGGGGUGUACUUUCUUUUUAUCAUGACUGUAUUUACCUAUCUGCACAAUCCUUGUUAAUUGAGUUUCUGUUGAUGUGUUUUACCAGUUUUAUGUUGUCUGUGUUUAAACAUGGUUAUUUAGAGUCUUUGUCAUCUUAUCUGUCGUGAAACAGUGCGGUUGGUGUUUGUUAUAUUACCAUGUUGGUAAAACUGGUAUUGUAUGCUAUAUUGCCAUUGGUUUUAUAUCAUUAAUGGAGCAGAGCCAUAUUACAGGCCACCUGUAUUUGUGUAUGUACAACGACUUGACUCUAACCACAUUCAGAAAGACACUGGUGGUAGGACUCUAUUAUCUGUAUAUACUUUCAAAGUUAUCUAUAUUUAUUGGGUAUACAGUUCCCUGCAGUGUUCAUACCCCUUGAACUUUUUGAUAUCUUUUCCCACAAUAAAACUUCAAAUUUCAAUACUCUUUUAAUUUAGAGAUAAUAGAUUUAAAUGCGUGCCAUGAAAUGCUUAAAGUUCUGGAUAUUGCUUUAUUUCCUACCAUGUCGGUUCAUGAUCCUGUUUGUUUAGGACAUUUCUCUGUAAAACCUCAAAGGUCUUCACCAAGCAGCUGGAUUCAUUGUGAGAUUGAAUUACACACAGGCUAUUGGUUGCAUUAGAUUUUGUUUACAGGAUUCUGGUUAAAUGAGGGUGAUAUCAUUUUAAAAAAAAAAAUGUUCACCUUUUACUUCAUAAAUAUGCACUACUUUAUGUUGGUCUGUCACAUAAAAUCCCAACACUUUACAUUGUUUGUGGAACAGUAAGCGGGGUAUGAAUAUGCAAGGUACUGUAAUAACCCUGUUAGACCACUUGAUUUUAUAGAUUUUGCACAGAAAAGCCAAAGGUGAGAAAUGGAUACAUGAUGUGGAAAAAAUAAAUAAAUAACCAAACCGAAUGUAAUCUUUCUUGUCAGGGAGGAUUGGCAUCACAAAGCACAGGCCAGGCUGCAGCUUUUAUAUAUUCUUCCAAAAUCAACAAGCAUAAAAGAGUAGGAGUUUUGAGCCCUAUUCCUGGGAAUGAAACGAUGCCUUGUUCAGGCAUGUUCUGGGGAGGAGAAAUGUCCUGUUGAGGCAACAAUACCCCACGAUGUGCAGAGCGCACCAGAGAACCCGACUUGGAGUGGAAAAAAGGCUUUGAGGUCAGCCUAAUCCAAUAAAAGCCCUGUAAUGCCCACCUCUGCAUUUGUCCCUCUCCCCAGGACUGGCAUUGAUGCGCCUGCUAAGCUCAAUUAGCAAGUGACAGCUGAGAAAGCUGCUGUAUUUAUGCCAAAAAAGGACAGAAACUAAAACCAGUUUGGAGCAGUGCUUCAUCCGCACUCUCCUAAUGAUUCAAACCUCAUUGAUUCUGUAAUAAAGGAGAAACUGUCUCCUUUGAUAGCUGUAUAUAGUAACUUCUGUGCAGUGUGUAUCCACCACACAACUGUCUUUUUCUUUUUUUUUAUCUGGAGUUCCUUGUAUUUAAGCACUAAAAAGUGUUGAUUCCUAUCACUGUGAUGCAGUUGUGUUAGCAGUUUUAUUAUCCACAUGUAGAGAUUGAUAUGGUUCUGUAUCUGUUUAUGUUCAUAACUUCUGAGCCAGCCUCACUCUCCACACAUUUUCUGUUACACUGUCUGUUUUACAAUUACUUGCAGAUGCUGGACUUCCUAGAAGUCACCGUCCUCAGGUAAACAGUGUGGACUCCAUGAAAAGGCAGCCUUUUAAAUAAAGAUAAAUGUAUCUCAAUAAAUCUACACUAUCACCUCA